Molecule: messenger RNA, 681 nt
Organism: Macrosiphum euphorbiae (potato aphid)
Lineage: Eukaryota; Metazoa; Arthropoda; Insecta; Hemiptera; Aphididae
Source: the annotation of a GenBank genome assembly
AUGGCGCUCAGCGAUGCCGAUGUCCAAAAACAAAUCAAACACAUGAUGGCCUUCAUCGAACAGGAAGCCAAUGAGAAAGCCGAGGAAAUCGACGCCAAAGCCGAAGAAGAAUUCAACAUUGAAAAGGGGCGUCUGGUCCAACACCAGCGACUCAAGAUCAUGGAGUAUUUUGAGCGCAAAGAGAAACAAGUGGAGUUACAGAAAAAAAUUCAAUCUUCUAAUAUGUUAAAUCAAGCACGUCUUCAGACAUUAAAAGUGCGAGAAGAUCAUGUCAGUGAUGUAUUAGAUGAAGCAAGAAAGCGUCUGGUCAAAGUGACAAAUAACCCUGAUUUGUACAGAGAAGUUCUUAGAAAAUUAAUAUUGCAAGCAAUCUUACAGUUGUUGGAGAAAAAUGUCACAUUACGUGUUCGUGAAGUUGAUUUAUCAGUUGUGGAAGAAUUAGUGGAAGAAGUGGCAGCCGAGUAUAAGACAGCAUCCAAUAAGGAUGUACUACUGAAAUUGGAUACAGAUUCAUUUUUAUCCGCUCAAACGUGUGGUGGUAUUGAGUUGUUGGCACAUAAGAAUAAAAUAAAAAUUUGUAACACACUGGAAUCGCGAUUGGAACUGAUUGCUCAGCAGUUGGUACCAGCUGUACGAACUGCAUUGUUCGGCCGCAAUCCAAACCGAAAAUUCGCUGAAUAA